UUUAUUGAAUUUAACUGAACCGUGUUCUCUUCUUGGGACAAAUAUUUCCAUUAACGAACAUCGUAGUAUAGUUUAUACAAUGUCUUCAAUCAUAAAAAUCCAUCAAUCUACUUUCACUGAACAGUAUUCACUGUUAUUAUCUCUUCUUCAGCAUCUCAUAACUCUGAUUCAAUUUUCUAACAGUGAUGUUUUAAAUACAAUUAAGAAGAAUAAGAACUUUCUAUAUGCUCUUGAAAACUUAUGCCUCUCAAAAAAUAAUAAUAUUUGUUUUCUUGCAAUCAAUACUGUAAUACAAUUAUGCCAGCUUGAACAGGAAGAAACUAAUAUGGAGCACAAACUUCUAUAUUCAAUAACAUUAAAAUGUGAAUAUAUUUUAAACGCCAUGACUAGACUAUGUCAAAAUUGCAUAAUAUCGUCUAUUACAUUAUUUAAAAUUAUUUUAAAAUAUUACGAAGAAGGUAUUUGUAAAUCGGUUGAAUUUACUGAAGCACCAAGUGUUGAUUUUUUAAAAACCAUUUUUAUGCAAUUAAAAACCAUUAUAUCUCAAGGAUUGGAUUGGGUGUCUGACCAGGCUUGGGAGUGCAUAACUACAAUACUGUCAACAAAACUUUUAAAACAUUUACAGGAACUAACAUAUCUUAAAAUUGAGUUCGCCACCGAUCCUUGGCUUAAUUUUAUACUUGUAAAUUCGAAAUCCUUUAGUGAAAGAUGUUUAGAAUUUUUAUAUAUUUGGUUAAAACAUUUUGUAAUAAAUGAUGAAAAUAAUUUCACAAUACGUGGAUCAAAAGUCUUAUGCCCAAGUCUCUUCGAUAGUACUAUAGUUCAUAUUUCAGUAACAUUAGUCAACCAAGUUUAUGAAAGAAGUGAAUUGAUAUCAAAAGCUAAAUUUAUUAUACAAUUGAUAUUGGAAAACAAAUUCUCGUUACCUAAUGAACUAGAGGGUAAAAUGAACGUAUUUUUAAAUUAAAACUAAUCGAUGACUACAAUCAUUUUAAAUAUUAAUUUUUUGAAACUAUUUUUAAAACUCGUAAGAGUUCAUUAAUAUUUUUUUUCAUGUAUCUAUAUUAUUAAACUUAUAGAAUUUUCUUUUAUGCACGUUUUGUAAGAAAUGCUCUUCUGAAUUGCAAUUAGUAAUUACUUAUAACCAAUGGGC
Messenger RNA from Rhopalosiphum padi (bird cherry-oat aphid), 1153 nucleotides. RefSeq lists its product as uncharacterized. The coding region runs from base 80 to 967 and encodes 295 amino acids. The record is from RefSeq and is a predicted model, not a curated record. The transcript has 6 exons. Lineage: Eukaryota; Metazoa; Arthropoda; Insecta; Hemiptera; Aphididae.